This is a messenger RNA of Symbiodinium sp. CCMP2592, 537 nucleotides long. The record is from the annotation of a GenBank genome assembly. Lineage: Eukaryota; Dinophyceae; Suessiales; Symbiodiniaceae.
AUGAUGGCCGAGCUCUUGAUUAUUGCAAUGAAACGAUUUCCGGAACGGCCAGAACAGUUAGUUCAGCGACCAGCAGCAUGGAUUGUGUGGCACUGGCCCGAGAGCAAGACGACCUACGAGGGUGACAUCCCUUUAAACCACGACGAACAAGUGGAGGAGGUUCGAGAGUUGGUUUUGAACCACAUCGACAUCAUCCACAGCUGGAAAAGGCCGAAGGAUGGCCCUCGUGAUGAGCGCAGCGAUUUGGAGACGAGAGAAGAAGGGCGGAAGAGCUCGAAGCACGAGACUUCCGAGGGAGAAGGCAGCGACCAGAAGCAGAAGAUGUGGGUCUUCCUGGACAUGCGCACGGACACGCAGGAGGGAAACCUCGACAUGAAGACGGUGAACGAAAUGAAAUGGCUCAAUGGAGGCCUACGCCACUCGGCUCCACAGCAGCGGCGGUACCCAGGGAGCUCUGGAGUAAGCAGGAUCGCAGAUGACCUCUUCGACGGCUCGGGGGAUCCUCUGGGGAUGUGGGGCAUGGACUGUUCGCUGUAA